Messenger RNA from Colossoma macropomum (tambaqui), 5292 nucleotides. It is a transcript of the gene tub, whose product is annotated as TUB bipartite transcription factor. Gene Ontology annotation, biological process: protein localization to cilium. The transcript has 12 exons. The record is from RefSeq and is a predicted model, not a curated record. NCBI's taxonomy places the organism in Eukaryota, Metazoa, Chordata, Actinopteri, Characiformes, Serrasalmidae. Gene Ontology annotation, cellular component: cilium. Bases 108 to 1649 code for a protein of 513 amino acids.
GGGAGCGGAAAACACAGCGGCGGUCGCGCAUCUCACGUCGGGCUUGUUGUCAAUGAAAGUCGCCGUGUUGCUGUCAGUGUGAGCUGAACUGCGGUUCUCUGAAGAACAUGGACGGAGUGAGCAGCAACAAGAGCAUGUCUUACAGUCGAUGGAGUUACGACAGCACCUUGGAUGAUGAGGGCAGUAACCUGCGGCAGCAGAAGCUGGAUAGGCAGCGAGCUCUCUUGGAGCAGAAGCAGAAGAAGAAACGACAGGAGCCACUGAUGGUGCAGUCAAAUCUGGAGGGGCGCUCACGGACCCGGAGGACCAGGCAGUCUGAGGAGCAGGCUCCGCUUGUAGAGUCCUACCUAAGCAGCAACAGCAGCACCAUCUACCAUGUACAAGAAGCCGAGCAGGAGGAGGUCAAGGCUGUAGCUGAGGUUCAGGCUCCUCGCUCGGCUAAAAAAACCAAGCCUCCCACAUCUACCCCGCAGACGGGCAGCGCCAAGAAGGAGAAAAAGGGCAAGCACAAAGGGAUUGAUGGCCCAGCUGCCUUCCAGGAUGAGAGCCAGGACCUGGGCAGCCAGAUUCAGAUCCUAACGGUGGGCCACUCUCCUGCCCAGGAGGGCGAGGCUGAGGGCCAGGGGCAGGGCCAGGGUGAGGCGGUCAGCAGCUCGCAGGCCCAGGGCAAGCAGGACCUCCGGGUCACCAUGCUGAAGAAAGGAAUCUCCAGUAGCAUGAAUUUUGAUGAAGAAGAGGAUGAUGAAGAUGAAGUCAGCUCGAGUUCCUCUCAACUCAACAGCAACACCAGACCAGGCUCUGCCACCAGCAAGAAGUCCAGUAAGGAGGCUGCCUCCGCUUCUACUCCUGUGGCCAAUGAGCCGCCCAUUGACGUGGGUGAUCUGGAGGAGUUCACCCUGAGGCCAGCCCCGCAGGGUGUGACAAUCAAAUGCAGGAUCACGCGGGAUAAGAAGGGCAUGGACAGGGGCAUGUACCCCACCUACUACCUCCAUCUCGAAAGGGAAGACGGUAAAAAGGUGUUCCUUUUAGCCGGGAGAAAGAGAAAGAAGAGCAAAACAUCUAAUUACCUCAUCUCCAUCGAUCCUACUGACCUGUCUAGAGGUGGCGAGAGCUUCAUUGGGAAACUGAGAUCGAACCUCAUGGGGACCAAGUUUACAGUGUAUGACAACGGGACGAACCCAGUGAAGACCACCUCUAGCCUGGAGGCUAGCAACCUGCGUCAGGAGCUUGCGGCGAUCUGCUACGAGACCAAUGUUUUAGGCUUCAAAGGACCUCGUAAGAUGAGCGUCAUCAUUCCUGGAAUGAACAUGGAUCACGAAAGGGUCUGCAUUAGACCACGAAAUGAGCACGAGUCUCUGCUGGCCCGCUGGCAGAACAAGAGCACAGAGAGCGUGAUCGAGCUGCACAACAAGACGCCCGUGUGGAACGACGAUACCCAGUCAUACGUCCUUAACUUUCAUGGCAGGGUCACCCAAGCCUCCGUCAAGAAUUUCCAGAUCAUUCAUGACAAUGACCCGGAUUACAUAGUGAUGCAGUUUGGUCGAGUGGCUGAGGACGUCUUCACUAUGGACUUCAACUAUCCCAUGUGUGCUCUGCAGGCCUUUGCUAUUGCUCUGUCCAGCUUUGACAGCAAGCUGGCCUGUGAGUAGCAGCCAGCCUGUGCGCUCAGAAGCCCGGGUAGAAGACCCAGCGAAGACCACUGGACAACCAAAAUCACCCAAUAAGGGCUGUAGUGACUCCCUGUCUCAAAUCCCCUUCUGGGAGCUCAUGACCUGCCCAGACAGUGUGUUGUAUGUAUGUGCGAUGUUCUGUCUGCUCUCCAAAUAAAGGGAACACCAUCCACAGUGGGGGAAAAAAGCACAAAGACUAAACCACUGUUGCUUCUUUUUAACAGAUUACUGUGUCGAUGAGGUUGUACACCUGCAUUUGUAUUGGCAAUGACAUCUUUCCAUUGCCUUAAUCUGAAGUACGGCGACUUGCUCGUUAACACUAACACGUUCCACGUUAAAGGUUCGUUGGGAAUUUCUUUAAUCUUUUCACAACGGUAACCUUCCUUCCUAACAAAGUCUAACAACCUCACUUUUAACAAUAUUUUAAAGUCACUCCACACAGCAGCCUAACAGUAACUACCAGUACUUACUUUAAUUUCCAAUAUUUAUAUGUUGAUGUUUUCCUUAUUAUACUGAUUUUGUAAAGUGAUAUUGAAUGUCACACAGUGUCACAUUUGGCAUAGCAUCAUGUGUAUGUGAGCCAUACGUUUAUGACUAAUUUCAGACCUGUAAUGUAUCAGUUAUACAUGCUUCACGAGGGCUCCAUGAUUUUUAAUGUGAAUAAUUUUAUGUAUUUAUGUUUUUAUUUAUCUAUUUAUGGAUUACCAUACCACAUGCUGCUUUAAUUUUAUUCAGUGCCCAUUGGAUAUAGCUUGUAGCACCCCAAGCACAAAACUGACAAUUCCAUCUCACUUAGAGAAUGAAAUAAUGUUUUUUUUAAUUACACAUAAACAUAAUGCUCUGCAUCAUCUAGUAGAGUGCAUUAUCAUCUCAAGCAUACUGACCCACUACUGUAGGGUAGGGGAAUGUACUGAAUGGUGCACUUUAUCCAGAGUUUUAUGGUAGGAAGCUGUAAAUAUUGUGCCUUUGGGGGGAAAAAAAAAGACGGUUUGAGAGUCGGUUCCAUUGUGUUCUCCUGCUAGUGGAGACGGAUGGUCCUUGGCGCUUGUUAACAGCCGUGUACAUCUGUGCAAUGUACUGUUGCUUUUCAGAAUUUGAAGUUCUCCUAAAGCUCCAAGGUCUGUGUUUUUGAAAGAGUGAGAUGUUCCUUAACUUCCUCCACAAGUCAUGAAACGUGUUGCCUUUAAUUGCUGGCAUAACACCAGCUCUCUGCCCAAAUCUCACCAGGUACAAAUGGACAUACAGAAUUCAGAGAGGUUUUUUGGUAAAACUAAUGUUAAACAAAAAGGUCCCAGAGCAGCAGUCAUGAGGCCUUUAUGUAGAAACCCUAUUCAAAAAAAGUUGGACAGUUAUUAAUCCGCGAAUAAAAACAGAGCAGUGAUUCGUAAAACCCACUUUGACCAGAAUUUCAGCAAAAAAAGUACAAAAAAGAGGUUUAAUGCUGUAUCUUAUCAACUUCAUUGUUUUUAUAAACGUCAACGAUGUAAAUCUCAUUCUGAAAUUGAUGCAUUCCAAGAAAAGUUGAGACAGGACUAAUAUAAGACUAGGAAUGCUGUUAAAUGUUCAGAAAACAUUUUAAAAGAGGUGAUAUAAUCAUACUUGGGUAUAAAGGAAGUGUAGGAAAGGCCUUGACCUUUAUAAGCAAGCAUGGGUUGCAGGUCAGCACUAAAAUGCAUCAGGAAAUAGUCGAAUUGUUUAAGAACGGCGCUCCACAAUGAGCGUUUCACUCUCUAGGGUGCAUAACAUCAUCAAACGAUUCAGUGAAUCAUAUGAAUGCCUGUGACCUUCGAUUCUGCAUUCAAAACAAGACACGCUCCUGUGAUGGAUACUUUGAAAAACUGUGGUCAGUAAACACUUCGUUGCUGUUUCCACAAAUGCAAAUCUGCCUAGCAGAUGUCAUACGUCAACAGUGUCCAGAAAUAAAACUUUUCUGGGCUUAAGCUCAGGAGAAAUGGGCUGUGGUUGGAUGAAUCAACCUUUCAUAUUAGGUGACACUUUAUUUGGAUGGUCCACUGUAGAUGCUUUGUAGUUACUCAGUCUGUCUUUAACUAAAAUUCAACUAAAUAUCAAUGAAAUGCAGUUGAACUUGAAGUUGAGUCUGAAAGAUUAUAUGAAUCUAACCCUAAAUCUAAACCUACUCCUAAACCUAACCCUGACCAUGAUGUUGUUUAGACUCAACUGAGUACCACCAGAAAGUUUAUUAGUUUAAGUAUCUGUAGAUCAUCUAUAGCGGACCAUCCAAAUAAAGUAUGACCUCAUAUUAUUUAUGGAAAUAAUAGAUGUGUUCUCUGGGCCAAAGAAGAAAUGGACCAUCCAGAUCCAGUUAUCAGCACAAGCCAGUUCAGUAGCCAGCGUCUGUCAGGGUGUGGGGUAGGGGUGGUGGGUAACUUGUGCAUCUGUGAAAGCACCAUUAACGCUGAAAGAUAUGUAGAUAUUUUGGAGCAACAUAUUCUGCCUUUCAGACGCCGUCCUUUUCAGAGACGUCCAAGCUUAUUUCAACAUGACAACACCAAGAAACAUUCUGCACAUGUUACAACAGGAUGGCUGCGUGAUCAGGGAGUGCGGGUGCCAGGCUGACCUGCCUGUUUCCUGUUGAAAACAAACAUGUGGCACAUUAUAAAGUGCAAAAUACAACAAAGGUCCCGUAAAGUUGUGCAGCUUAUGUAAUAGAAGGCUUAUAUAACAGAAGAAUGGCCAACAAUUCAGGGGUAAACAAACUCCUGUCCCAACUUUAUUGGAAUGUGCAUAUAUGAGCAUAUGUUUGCAAAAAACAUUGCAGUUCUUAAGGUAAAACAUCAAAUUUUGUGUUUUUGUGCUGUUUUUUUAUUUCAUACAGGUCAAAUAGAACUUUUUUAAAUAAUUGCUUUGUUUUUAUUGACAUUUCACAUACUGUCCCAACUUUUUUGGAAUUGGGUUUGUACACGAGGAACCACCAAAGAGGAAUUCGGUUACCCUCAAUCGUCAGCAGUCCACAUUCCAUUACCCAACAAUUCCGAUUCCAGAAGGAGGAAGCAGGUUUUGGGCGAUGACUGAAAUAUGCUGACAUUCUCUGUGAGUCUCUUGCUGAGUACAGGUCAUGUGCUGUAUACGGCUUACAUUUCCAUCUUACAUGUCACCACACGGUUUACUGCAGGCACCUGGGUCAUUGUAAUAUGUAUAUAUAUAUAUAUUCUGUAUAUUUUUCAACAAUAAUUCAGUCAUAUUAUUUUUUUGCUUUACAUGUUCCACUCCAAAAUCUUUUCCCCAAAUAUAUUCGAAAUAUUUUGUAAGAUAAUUUUUUUAAAAACAGAAUAUGAAAAUACAGCCAGUUCAAAGGCAACUUGCAAAGAAAUCUGUGACAAUAUUUAUUGCAACUUCUUCUUAAAAAAAAAAGUGACUGUUUUCUAACUGGUGUGAUUGGAUCAUUCAUUCGCUCUCUUAGUGAUUAACAGAUUCGUUUUCUGUUUGCUCUGAACAGACUAAUGUGUGUUUUUACGUUUUUGCUGGUUUGUUUGAAGUCUUACCAUCGCUUAUGUAUUUUAGUGAUGUUUCACUGUAAAUGUAAAAUGUGUACACUGGUCAAUGUACAAUGUUUGUAUACAGUUCUCUCAUUAUGAAAAAAAUAAACGUAAACUUAAGGAAA